Messenger RNA from Penicillium alfredii, 783 nucleotides. RefSeq names its product SGNH/GDSL hydrolase family protein. The record is from RefSeq and is a predicted model, not a curated record. Lineage: Eukaryota; Fungi; Ascomycota; Eurotiomycetes; Eurotiales; Aspergillaceae. Bases 1 to 783 code for a protein of 260 amino acids. The transcript is spliced from 5 exons.
AUGGCAAUCAGGAAAAUCCAAGACAGCCAGGAUGAUAUAUCCACCCCGUACGAUCAGUUUGUCCUGUUCGGGGACUCGAUCACUCAGAUGGCUAGCAACCAAGACCGCGGCUUUGCCUUUCAAGCUGCCCUGCAAGACGCCUAUAUACGGAAACUCGAUGUGAUUAAUCGUGGCCUGUCAGGGUAUACCACUGCCCAUGCCAUCAAGGCCUUCCCCCAAAUCCUUCCGCCACCAAACAAAGCCACUGUGCGGUUUAUGACUAUCUUCUUUGGCGCCAAUGAUGCAUGUCUUCCAGGACAUGAUCAGCACGUCCCGCUGAGCCAGUACCGAGAAAACUUGAAAAGGAUUGUACAGCAUCCGAAAACACGGGCACAGAAAUCACGGCUCAUCAUCAUCACCCCACCUCCAGUCAAUGAAUAUCAGCUGGAGUCAUUCGAUGCAUCCAAGAACGCUCCCCAUCCCAGCAGGACAGCCAAACACACCAAAUUGUAUGCAGAGACUGCCCGGCAAGUCGGUGCGUCACUCAAUGUUCCGGUGGUGGAUCUAUGGACUGCAUUUAUGCAGACCACAGGCUGGCACGACGGGCAGCCACUCGUUGGCUCACGCGAGGUGCCCAAUAAUGAGAGGUUUGCCAGGCUAUUCACAGAUGGGCUCCAUUUGACCCCGGACGGGUACCGCAUUGUUUACGACCAGCUGAUGCAGGUGAUUCGGACAAACUGGCCGGACCAGAACCCAGACAAACUGCCUAUGGUGUUUCCAGGCUGGGGAGAAGCCCCGAAAUAG